This is a messenger RNA of Metopolophium dirhodum (rose-grain aphid), 1936 nucleotides long. Its product is annotated as transcriptional repressor scratch 2-like. Bases 362 to 1078 code for a protein of 238 amino acids. Gene Ontology annotation, molecular function: DNA-binding transcription factor activity, RNA polymerase II-specific; RNA polymerase II cis-regulatory region sequence-specific DNA binding. Gene Ontology annotation, biological process: regulation of DNA-templated transcription. Lineage: Eukaryota; Metazoa; Arthropoda; Insecta; Hemiptera; Aphididae. The record is from RefSeq and is a predicted model, not a curated record. The transcript has 5 exons.
ACGACGACGUCGCCGCCGCCGCCGCCAACGGUGUGUACGCACUAUAUACGCGGUGCCCCGCGGGUGUUUACGGCGCGCGCGUGUUCGCGCACCGCAGUAGUCGUACAACACAACACGGUGUCGUCUGUCGACGGGCCCACUGCGAAACGCGCCCCGCACGCGACUACCCAACGACGGAUCGCGGCACCACCACCACCACCGACCGAUAGCGAAAAUAUAUCAAUUUAAUAUCGUAAUAAUACUUUGUCGGUGCAGCGUGGCGGAGAUGCGGUUGCGCUCGGCAGAGCUGCAGCAGCGGUGAGCUUUUCCAGCGUUCGACGAACUACCCAUCGACCGACACUCCUCCUACUCGAAUCCCGAAAUGCCACACUCGUACGAACACAUCGUCGACGCUCAACAGUCGCCGGUCGGAGACGAGCUGUACAACCUGACGCAGUUGGCCGAAGUCAGCAUCGUGUACUUCAGACACCACACGGCCACGAUCAUCGACGGUCCGAGUGCUUACGAAAAGGCCAUAAAGAAAAACGACGACGAAGAAGACGACGACGACGACGACAACAACCACCAUAACCCGAUAACUACGGAGCAGGCAGCGAAGAAGACGACCAACAACAACAACAAGGAACGUCAGUGUCCGGAUUGCGGGAAAUGUUACAGCACUUCCAGCAACUUGGCCCGGCAUCGGCAGACGCACAGGUCGCUGGCUGACACAAAAGCCAGACACUGUCCCCACUGCGACAAGGUAUAUGUGUCGAUACCAGCUUUUUCAAUGCAUAUGCGAACACAUAGCCAGUCCUGUAAAUGUGGCAUCUGCGGUAAAUGCUUCUCCAGGCCAUGGCUGUUGCAAGGGCAUAUUCGUACCCACACUGGAGAAAAGCCUUACGAGUGCGAAAAAUGUCGCAAAGCGUUUGCGGAUAAGUCAAACUUGCGAGCUCAUCUACAAACUCAUUCUACCGAAAAACCACAUAUCUGUCAGAAAUGCAACAAGGCGUUUGCACUCAAGUCGUACUUGUACAAACAUGAGGAAUCUGCUUGUGGUAAAAUUACAUCGGUGAACAACAAUAACAACAACGAUUAGGAACCCUUUUUUAUUAGAUUUAAAAAUCGAAAAUUCUUAACAAUUGUGUUUUAUUUGUAUAUAUAUUUAUAUGAGUUUUUCUUUACUUUUUUCUUCUCAACAAUUUUGAAAAUAAGCUAUAACUUUUUGGUGACCAAUUAACAUUUGUUCUAGAAAUGUAUAAUACAUUUUCAACUGUUUUAUAUUUAAGUACAAUUUAAAAUACUUGAAAGUUUUAAUGAAUAUUACAACUAUGAAAGUUUUCUUAUUUUAAACACUUUAAAUUACAAAAUAAUAGUAAUAAUAAUAAAUAAUAAAUAAUACAUAAUACAAAAAUAAGGAAAAAAACAAACUAACAAAAUAAUCAAAUUUUUAUAAAUUAGACAUAAAACGUUACAAUGUUACGUUUUACAUAACAAAGAUCUGAGCAAUACAUGUUCAUGAUUUAGAAAUAACCAGAAAAAUUUAUAUUUUAUCAAAUCAAUUUGUGUUUGGUUUGUUUUGUUAUUAAUGGACUUUUGGACAGCGAAAUUUUGAGGCUCAACAAGUAAGGUUUCACUUGUAUUAUUGAUGUGUAGAUACAAAAUAGAAUAAAAACAGCUCAGGUAAUAUUUAUAUAUUUUUUUUUACAAAUUUGUUUAUAUGUUUUAAUAUUUAACAAUAAAAUAGAAAUUAGUUUAUUUUAAGUUAAGUAAAACUUUAGAAUAUAUAUAAUAUUAUGUACGAGCGGACGAGUGCUACUAGUCACAUUUAUUAAUUUAUUUUUGUAUGCAACAGUUUGUUGGUUAAAAAAUAUUUAUUAAAUCUGUAAAUACUUACAUAUAUAUAAUAUGUAUGACUUUUUUUUAUGUUGUAGAAAAUAUAUUUUCAAUUUUAAGA